This is a messenger RNA of Laccaria bicolor S238N-H82, 549 nucleotides long. RefSeq lists its product as uncharacterized. NCBI's taxonomy places the organism in Eukaryota, Fungi, Basidiomycota, Agaricomycetes, Agaricales, Hydnangiaceae. Gene Ontology annotation, molecular function: GTPase activity; GTP binding. Gene Ontology annotation, biological process: protein transport. Gene Ontology annotation, cellular component: lysosomal membrane. The record is from RefSeq and is a predicted model, not a curated record. The transcript is spliced from 12 exons. Bases 1 to 549 code for a protein of 182 amino acids.
AUGCCAGGUUUCUUCUCCUCCAUUUUUCAAUGGUUCAGCGGUCUCUUUUUCUCAAAACAGGCCGAAAUCGCCGUUGUUGGGCUACAGGCGUCCGGGAAAACUUCCUUCGUAAACGUGAUAACCUCUGGGCAGUGGAGCGAAGAAGUAGUGCCAACCGUCGCGUUCAACUUCCGCAAGAUAAGAAAGGGGAAGGUAACAUUGAAGAUAUGGGACGUCGCUGGCCAACCCAAGUUCCGUACAAUGUGGGAGCGAUAUUGCAAUGGAGUGGACGCUAUCGUUUAUGUGGUCGACGCCGUUGAUCAAGAUAAAUUCAAAUCCGCGAAAUUUGAACUUCAUCAGCUCCUAGCGCAGCCGACUCUUACUGGCGUGCCAUUACUCGUGCUGGGCAAUAAAAAUGACCUUGACGGACACGCAUCAGUUAAAGACCUCAUCACCUACCUCCAACUGGACAAGAUUUCGGAUAGACCUGUUUCUUGCUACUCGUGUUCGAUGAAAAGCCAACACAAUCUUGACAUCGUCCUACAAUGGCUAGCAGGAAGAAGCCAUUGA